This is a messenger RNA of Daucus carota subsp. sativus, 606 nucleotides long. RefSeq lists its product as uncharacterized. The record is from RefSeq and is a predicted model, not a curated record. Lineage: Eukaryota; Viridiplantae; Streptophyta; Magnoliopsida; Apiales; Apiaceae. Bases 1 to 606 code for a protein of 201 amino acids. Gene Ontology annotation, molecular function: zinc ion binding; nucleic acid binding. The transcript has a single exon.
AUGAUUGAAAAAACCCUCUCAACUUUUCACCCCAACACUAUGAUCCUGGCUCAACAAUAUAGGGAGCGGAAUUUUCGGAAAUAUGGCGAGUUGAUAUCUCUCCUUCUUGUGGCUGAAAAGAAUAACGAGUUGCUACUGAAAAAUCAUCAGAUACGUCCCACAGGCUCUGCCCAGUUACCUGAAGUACAUAACACGUCAUUCCUGAAGAAUGAACGUGGGAAAGGGCAUAGAGGAGGACGAGGUUAUGGACGAAACCGUGGACGUGGAAAUUUCCGUGGUCGGUUUCGCAAUCAAUAUCAUUCUGGCCAUCUGAAGUGGCAACGUGAUGGUUACAACAAGUGCCAACGUGAAGUGUCAAACAAAAGAAAGGCACCCCAAGAAGGAGAGAAACGAGACAUAUGUCAUUGGUGUGGAACUGAGGGACACUGGCAACGUACUUGUCGCACACCCAAACAUCUUGUUGAUCUCUACGAGUCGUUCAAAAGGAAUACUGGAAAGAGAGUGGAAACAAACUUUGCUAAUUAUAAUCUAGUUAAUGAACCAGUCAAUAAGGCCUCAAAUGAAAAAGAUAGUGGUGCUAAUCUUUAUUAUGGUUUAGACGACUAG